ACUCAGUCACAGUAGCUUGAGCUUUUGAUGCAGGAGAACCACAGACUUUGAAAUAAACCAAAGCUGGGCACACACUAUGGAUACCAAGGACUGCUCAACAACUAGUUCUUCUUCAACCCCAUGCCAAGGCUGCUCUAGGAUUACAAAUUUUAGGAUCAUCUCCUCCAACACCAGCUGCCAACAACUUGAAACCAACAAAUGCCAACCAACUGGCCAUGUUCUGAGAACUUUCCAGUCCCAGGGCUGCCAACCCACUCCUUGCUUUUGCCCUAUGCCCAUCUGCUUAGUAAACAACGUCGAUUGUGGCUGGUGUGGUGAAGGCAUCAACAGCCAUGAGAAAGAGACCAUGCAAAUCCUGAAUGACCGCCUUGCUAACUACCUAGAAAAGGUGCGGAUGCUGGAACAAGAGAACGCGGAACUGGAGUGUAAAAUCCAGGAAGAGUGUAACAAAGAGCUCCCGGUCAUAUGUCCUGAUUACCUGUCCUACUUUUCUACCAUCAAGGAACUCCAGCAGAAGAUCUUGUGUACCAAGGCUGAGAAUUCCAGACUGGUCUCACAAAUUGACAACACCAAACUGGCUGCUGAUGACUUGAGAGCCAAGUAUGAAGCUGAGGUGUCCCUGCGCCAGCUAGUGGAGGCAGAUGCCAACGGCCUACAGCGGAUCCUGAAUGCACUGACCCUGGGCAAAGCUGACCUGGAGGCACGAGUCCAAUCUCUGAAGGAGGAGCUCCUUUGCCUCAAAAGCGACCAUGAAAAGGAAACCAAUUCCUUACAGAGCCAGCUUGGGGACAGACUCAACAUUGAAGUGACUGCUGCCCCCUCUGUUGACCUAAAUCGGGUUCUACAAGAAAUGAGAUGUCAAUAUGAGUCUAUCAUGGAGACAAACCGCAGAGAUGUGGAACAGUGGUUCAACACGCAGAUGGAGGAGCUGAACCAGCAGGUGGAGACCAGCUCUCAACAGCAGCAGUGCUGCCAGAAGGAGAUCAUCGAACUGAGACGAACCAUGAAUGCUCUGGAGGUGGAGCGGCAGGCCCAGCACCGAAUGAGAGACUCGCAGGAGUGCCUGCUGGCGGAGACGGAGGCCCGCUACACAGCCCUGCUGGCCCAGAUGCAGUGUCUGAUCGAUAACCUCGAGGCUCAGCUGGCGGAGAUCCGAUGUGCUCUGGAGAGGCAGAACCAAGAAUACGAGAUUCUGCUGGACGUCAAGUCCCAGCUGGAGUGUGAGAUUGCCACCUACCGCAGCCUGCUGGAGAGCUCAGACAGCAAGCUUUCCUGCAACCCGUGUGCCACUAUAUGUGAGCCUUCAGUUUGCACAAUCAUGGAAUGCACAGCCCCAGUUUACACAUCAUCUUCAGCUCUCCAGGGGAUACCCGAGCCCAGCUGCGCCUACAGAGACCUACCCCGACUACUGGCUAAAAUCUUGACCAUCACCAAGGAGAUUAAGGAUGGGAAAGUCAUUUCUUCUCAUGAGCAUGUGCAGCCUUGCUUCAUCAUCAGAGCUGCCAAAGUCUAACAUCCCAAGGUGAUGAAAGUGGCCCUCAUUCAUGAAAGAGAGGCCAAUUCUUGCUCCUGCCAGAAAGGUUUAAGAAUUCCCCAGUCCCUUCAGGUACUUAAGUUUCUUUCUACUACAGUGGGUCCCCAUUGACAUUCUUCUGCUCCUGUCCCAAGUCUCUGCAGCCAACGUGAUAAAAACUGACAUUCUCUGGAAGCACAUUUCACAUUUAUCUGAGGAACAAGCACUGAUUUGUAAGUGCCCAGGAAGGUGACCUACAUUACUGCCCACAGUGAUGGGCAGGUU
This is a messenger RNA of Myotis brandtii (Brandt's bat), 1798 nucleotides long. It is a transcript of the gene KRT39, whose product is annotated as keratin 39, type I. The transcript is spliced from 7 exons. Gene Ontology annotation, molecular function: structural molecule activity. NCBI's taxonomy places the organism in Eukaryota, Metazoa, Chordata, Mammalia, Chiroptera, Vespertilionidae. Bases 77 to 1513 code for a protein of 478 amino acids. The record is from RefSeq and is a predicted model, not a curated record.